GUAUCCGUGCGUGCAGGGCUCCCUCCUACUUCACCUUCGACCGAACGCUCAUCGAGGCCGGCAACGCGUCCGAGGAUUGCCUCCACCUGAACAUCUACGCGCCCCAGAGGAACGAAGAGGUGGCCGGGACGCGGGGCGGCGUGCUCAACCCCGUGUUCGUCCUCCUCCUCGGCUGGGACUUUGGGCACGGCAGCAACAGUUACUCCUUCGCCGAUGCCAGCCGCUUUGCGGACAAGGCCCGGGCGGUGGUGGUCGUGCCGAACUACCGGCUCGGUGCGUUUGGCUUCAUGCGCAGCGAGCAGCAGAAGUCGCCCGGUAACAUGGGCCUCCUGGACCAGACCCUGAUGCUGCGCUGGGUGCGCGACAACAUCCCCAGCUUCGGCGGUAACCCGCACAACGUCGUGCUCCUGGGCCAGGGCACCGGCGGCACCACAGCGGGCUACAACCUCCUGUCGCCCAUGACCCGAGGCUUCACGCGCCGCGCCAUCCUGCACAGCGGCUCGCCGCUCAUGCCGUUUCCGGCGGAGCGCGGGGAUCCCAUCGAGGGAACGGCCAGGGGCCUCCACUGCCCCGACGUGGGGCAGCGCCAGGACGUGGACCCGGUGUCUCUGGUGCAGUGCAUCCACCGCACUCCGACUGGAAGGCUUCGGGACGCUCUAGAAGGAAAGUUCUACCCGGUCUACGGAGACGCCUACCUGCCGGACAAGUUCAGCGGCCUGUUGAGGGAGUCCGGAGGCACGGCGGGCGCGGUGCUCGUCGGGAACGUCCAGAACGAAGGCGAUCUGCUCGUAGCCCACGAGUUUCGCAACCUGACCGAGAAGGAACUGAGCACCGACAGUCUCGGGGACAUCGAAGCUAGGCUCUUGACCUACCUGCAAGGCUACAGGGUGCCCAACCUGACUACGAUCAUACGGCGGUACUACGAGCAGCUGAGGCAGGCAGCCGGACACGUGACGUUUUUCCGGCUGGCCGCCGACCUUCUGGGAGACAUGCUGUUCGUGUGCCCCAUGCAGCUGUACGCCGACAUCUACUCGGCGGCGGGCAACGACGUCUACUACUUUCUGUUCCGGUACAAGCCGUCCACGACGCUGCUUCCCGCGGGAAAUCUCGUAGGUGACGGUGCCACACAGAUGGACGACCUCGCUGUACUUUUUGGAGCGGGGUUGUACAACGUGGACGAAGAGGAUUUCUUCGAAGUAAUGGCCGGCAUAUGGGGCAGUUUCGGGAAGAACGGCGACCUGCCCGUCAUCGCAAACAAGAGCUGGCCCCGGUACACGGGCAGUCGGCGGAAUUACGUGCUCUUGGACCAUAACCACAUGAGCAUCACGACCAAGUUCAGGGACAUUUACUGUGACAUGUGGCGACCGUACCUGAGAAGUUGAUAGCAACUUCGGCGGACAUUGACUCCGACCAGAGCAGCGGCAGUCAUCUCCGCUGAAACCAUUCGGCUGACGACGAAUCGGACAGCCCACCUCUACAGCGCUGUUUCUGCUAUUGAAGUCUUUGGCUUCUAUGUUUUUGU
This is a messenger RNA of Ixodes scapularis (black-legged tick), 1522 nucleotides long. RefSeq names its product acetylcholinesterase-1-like. The record is from RefSeq and is a predicted model, not a curated record. The transcript is spliced from 5 exons. Lineage: Eukaryota; Metazoa; Arthropoda; Arachnida; Ixodida; Ixodidae. The coding region runs from base 288 to 1382 and encodes 364 amino acids. Gene Ontology annotation, cellular component: plasma membrane. Gene Ontology annotation, molecular function: acetylcholinesterase activity. Gene Ontology annotation, biological process: acetylcholine catabolic process; choline metabolic process.